UAGCGUCGAGUAGACCGCAUCCCAAGUAUAACGUACGUAUUCACGAGGACCUCCUCUAUACAUCGUGGAAAAAGCGUGUAUGGAGCCGCCUGUGCUACCAGGAGUACUAGUAGUGAUCGUGUAGUGCGCCGGCUGGACAAGAGAAACGUGGUGUGACAGUGAGAGCACGGUAGCGCGUGCGGUGCGUGUCGCGAUACACGACGGUCACGAACAGGACUCCGUACGAAUGUGUGGGUGCGUGUGGCGUAUGUGUGUGUGUGUGUAGUCACCUUUUCGUGAGAGCAAGCGAGCGAGUGCGUGCGCGCGCGCACAGCGUUCGCGUGCGUAUGUGUGCAUGUCCUGUAUGAGGGAGAUAGAGGAGCGUAUGUGUGGUGCGUGAGUGCGUGUCGUGUAAUUUCUUCGUGCAUCCUUCUUUUCCUUGUUGGUGGUACCGUUUGGUAAACGAGGCCGAAGUGACAGACAGACCGUCCGCGUGUACGAUAUGUCGGAACACCACCGCGUAGCCGGUGGCUGGGGCACACCAAGCCCAGGAAGCCGUGAGGAUACCUCCGGUGGUACCGCCUGGUGGCCUUCGGGUUUAAACACCGUCUCGGCAGAACAACAACAGCAACAACAGCAGCAACAGCAGCAACAACAAAAUCUACAUCAACACCUGAUGAAUCAACAGCAGCAGCAGUUAACACAACAACAGCAAGCGCAGCAACAGCAUCAUCAGGAUAUCGUUAGGAGUACCGCUGCCGCUACCCAGCAGCUUUUCUCCUACAAGAUGGCCUCCAGCUUUCAGAACCCAGCCACCACGGGCACGCAGUCGAAUCCCAUCUCGACGUCUACGCCGGUUGGCUCCUGCAUGAGGGGAGGCUAUGAUUAUAGAUUAGGAACGGGGCCCGGAACAGGCGGAGGUGUACCUGGUACACCUUCCGCACCACCGCCUGGCGUACAGUGGUGGUACCCAGGUGGAGUUAUGGACGCCGGACAGAACAACCUGCAUCAGCAAUUGCAGGGCCAACAACAGCAGCAGCACCUCUCGCCCAUUACCACACAAACGUCCACGCCCCCCGUUAUGUCCCCGCACCAGAUACAACAGUUAUCACAGCAACAAAAUAAUCUUCAGCAAAAUAACGCUCAGAGUUUACAACAAAGAGACAAUAUGCCUAGAGGAAAAGAUUCGAAGCCAAGGGGACGGAUGACCGCAUAUGCGUUUUUCGUGCAAACGUGUCGUCAGGAGCACAAAAAAAAACACCCCGAGGAAAAGAUUGUCUUUCGGGAAUUCUCUAAAAAAUGCGCAAUGAGGUGGAAGACAAUGUCAGACAAAGAAAAGAAACGUUUUCAUGAAAUGGCAGAGAAAGAUAAAAAGAGAUACGAUGCAGAGAUGCAGAAUUAUACACCACCGAAAGGAGAAAGUAAAGGAAGAGGCAAAAAACGCAAACACAUCAAAGACCAUAAUGCUCCGAAAAGAUCGCUAUCUGCCUUUUUCUGGUUCUGCAAUGAUGAACGUGGAAAAGUGAAAAUGCUAAAUCCUGAGUUUGGUGUAGGUGAUAUCGCCAAGGAAUUAGGUAAAAAGUGGUCAGAUGCAGAUCCCGAAACCAAAUCGAAAUAUGAGGCUAUGGCGGAAAAGGAUAAAGCUCGAUAUGAAAGGGAAAUGACUGCGUACAAAAAAAAAAUGAAAGAUGGGGCACCUGUAGUAGGAGUCCCAGUGAAUACUGUAAAAAGUGACAGUGAAGAAGAGUAUAAAGAAGAUGAUGAAUAGCGGAUGCACGACAAAAUUUCAUCUAUCACCCCGUGUCCUUGAUCCUGAAAGCAUACCUCACCUACUGUACGUACCAUUGAUCUUAGCGUGAGCGUACUUACACCACUAGGAAAAAGAAAUAACUAAUCACCAGUCCCCGAUUAUUUACAAUAAUAAUUAAAUACCCGCGAUUAUAAUAAUUAUUUUAAAAUUGUAUGUAUGACAGGUGUGAGAGAAGAUCGUAUGAGUGACAUUUGUAUUUUAACAUAUUGAUAGUAACAUGUAAAAUGGCGUAGGAUAGCAGAAUGAAAAGAUAUGGUGCCCACUUUCUAUCAGGUGGAAGGCGCAGGGGCUCAAUCAUUGUUGACAUUGUCUCCAGACUAUGUUAAAAAAUAACCUAAUUAUAUAAAACAGGAUACGGCGGCUCCAUUGUUGGGCGGUAUCAUUCGAAAUAGUUUGAUAUUUAUCAGUUCAGUUCAUUCGCUGCCAGUGUAAGAAGACUUAUUGUAUAUCCUUGUACAGAAUAUUUCUUUAAAUCAAAUCUGUCGCAGGUGGGGCAUGGGGCUGCUUUGUAUGAAUGUAAUUGAUUUAAGUAUGUGUCGUAUAGUUGUAAGUAUUAGGAUAAGUAUAUAUUUUAAUGCAACUUCGAUUCUACAUCUGCGUCAACAUGUGAUAGUUUCCACAAAUGAUGUAUUCUAAACCACGAGAUUGAGCCUUAUAGCUUAUAAGUGAUUGGAAUCGAAACAAAAUAUCUAAUUCGCAAGUUUACGAAAUCAAAAUUGGGACGAUAACCCAGCCAUGGAGCAGUGGUAUUGUAAAGUACUACACAAAACGCAUAAAGCGCGAAUAUCUUCUGUUCGUAAGAAAGUGGAGCAUAGAAACGAUCCGAUUUGUUUGAUAUAAUUGAUGAAAAAUUUCGCUUUUAUGUUAUCUUAGUAAUAUUAUAAAUUAUAAUCUCAAUUUUUUUAUAAUUAUAUGAAGUAAUGAAUUUUUGUUCUUAUCAAAAUUAAUGACAGUCGUUAAUGACACACUAAAAUAGAAUUGUAUUUUGAGUUUUAACAAAUUGAAGUGGUCCCUGCCCUUACCAUCUCGUCAUUCUCCCUCUCAUAUUCAUUUUCCAAUAAAACAUACGUUAAAAUCCUUUCAGAAUCAUGUGAUUCCGUUCAUUGUUUAAGAAAGUAAGAUAAGGCGUGUCUUGUAUUGCCUCGAGUCAUCUGGUGUACAGCAGGCUGUAUUAUAAUAAAUUAUUGUGGUUUCUUGUAAUAUUAACAUUCCUAGAUCCUAGUAUGUACAGAACUUAAUCAUUGAGAUUAGAGUCAACUGUGUAAGAAGCAUACCAAAAAAAA
Messenger RNA from Eufriesea mexicana, 3072 nucleotides. Its product is annotated as high mobility group protein DSP1. The transcript has 5 exons. The coding region runs from base 482 to 1747 and encodes 421 amino acids. NCBI's taxonomy places the organism in Eukaryota, Metazoa, Arthropoda, Insecta, Hymenoptera, Apidae. The record is from RefSeq and is a predicted model, not a curated record.